UAAGUUUUUAUUUAGUGUUGUUAAAAAUCUGAACUUCAAUUCCUUCCAAUUAGACUUUGAGGUCAGAUAACUUUUUUAGAUGAACAAUAUUAUUGUUUUUGCACCACAAACAUGAUCAAAGUCUAUUCCAUCAAAGUGUGCUAAGACAUCGUCCUUGAAAAUAAAGCUAAACCACCCCCAUUUCUUAACCUGGCUCAGACUCUUUACAACUUUUAUGUACUAGCUCAAAAUGUGAAGGCGAUAAAUCCUUGAAACACGUUAUAUAAUAUUUGGACAACCUGUAAAAAUAACAGUCACCCGAAUCUAAUCGCUUUUGUUUCCUUGGGUUACAGUUGGAAGUAACAUGAAAAGGAGCUCUUGUCGUUUUAUCGCCAACUGUAUCUAUAAAUUUACGUGUACCUGCCAAAGCAGCUACAUCGGCCGAACUGAUAGGAGAGCAUAUCUUAGAUUUUUUGAACAUGUUCCAAAAAGUCUUAGAACAAGUGAAGGAAAGACUGAAUAGUGCAAUCAUCAAACAUCUCCUUGAUACAGGACAUCAGGUAGAUACCUAACAAUCCUUUAGGGUGAUUAGUAAGCAGCCAAACUCCAGUCUUCUGAAGUUUGCUGAAGCCGUUGCCAUCAGACGUCAAAAACCUGACCUAUGUGUUCAAAAGGAGACGGUUGGUGACAAAUAUUCUGUCGCUGCACCUUAAAAUUUUCUUCUUUUGUAUUUAUUACGUCAUUGAUUUUAUUUUUUAAUUUUUUAACUAUCUUUAAAAUUAAUGAUCUUUCAAAUGAACUCUACUCACUAUAUUUCUAUCAAUGUUUAUUCAUCGUGUAACCAACUGUUUCUAACCCCUUUUGAACUGUUAUCACAAUUAAUGCUGUAGAAUAUUCGUUCACAUUAGGUAUAUAUUUACAGUAUUCAGUCUGUUAAUUUCAUUUACACCUAUGAUAUACUUUACGAAUAUGUCUUCAAUAUAACUUCCAAACAAACCCUCCCAUGUUGUAAGCGGCUGACGAGAACCUACGAAAUAAACUGAAUUCAUGCUAUUCUGCUAGAAUCUUUGUUCUUGCUCUUUUCAAAAUGAUAAAGGAAACUAUGUGUAUGAAAUAAUUUGUUACCAAUAGUUGAUAUUAUCCAUGUUCACUGUUUUUAACUGAAGCAUUAAAAUGGAAUACUUGGGCAUCAAUAGUUAUGCUGCUUUUCCUGACUGGUCUUAUUACUGUUACCGGUGGAUUAGCAGCUGUUCUAUAUACAGAUACACUACAGUUUUUCGUGAUGAUAAUUGGUGCUUUAAUAUUAGCGAUAAUAAGCUACAUAAAUGUUGGAGGCUUUAGUGGUGUCCUUUCUUCUUAUGGUCAUGCUAUAGCCCCGAUAAAUAUCUCAUCAAGUACAGAUUCAGACAUAAUAAUCAGUUUGGCGAAUGUUCUUAACACAACAAAUUAUACUUCACUAACUCAAUUGGCAAGUUCACCAGAUGUCCCUUCUAGUUUGAGAUGUAGUCUACCACCUGAAAAUGCAUUUGUAUUAUUACGUGGAAUUGAUGAUCCUGAUAUGCCAUGGCUUGGGUUUUUACUUGGUCAAACACCUGCAUCUAUAUGGUAUUGGUGUACUGAUCAGAUGAUGGUACAACGUGUUUUAGCUGCAAAAAGUUUAUCACAUGCUCAAGGUGCCACAUUAAUGGCCGGUCUUAUUAAACAGUUACCUUUAUUUUUAAUUGUAAUACCUGGAAUGAUAAGUCGAAUAUUGUUUCCAGAUGUGAUUGGUUGUAAACCUGGACCAGAUUGUUAUCGAAUAUGCGGACAAAAAAGUGGAUGUUCAAAUUUAGCCUAUCCGAAACUUGUAAUUAAUAUUAUGCCAUCAGGUCUUAGAGGCCUUAUGUUGGCCGUGAUGUUAGCUGCAUUAAUUUCUGAUCUAACUUCGAUUUUCAAUUCUGCUAGUACGUUGUUUACAGUUGACGUUUAUUUGAAAAUUAGGAAAAAAGCAAAGAAUAUGGAGAUAAUGGUUGUAAGUCGAAUAUUUAUAAUUAUAUUAAUAUUAUUGAGUAUUGCAUGGAUUCCUGUCAUUCAAGAAUUACAAGGCAGUCAAUUAUUUAUUUAUAUUCAAGCUAUUUCAGCUUAUCUUGCUCCACCUGUAGCUUCAGUUUACUUAUGCGCUGUUUUAAUUAAACGAACUACAGAAAAGGGAGCAUUUUAUGGAUUAAUGUAUGGUUUAAUUAUUGGUUUAAUACGAAUAAUAUUAACUAUUAUAUAUCAUGAACCAAUAUGUGGUGAAUAUGAUCAUAGACCAUGGUUUAUUAAAAAUAUACAUUAUAUGUAUUUUGCAUUAUUUUCAUUUAUAACAUGUGGUAUUAUUGUAUGUUUAUUAUCAUUAAAUGAAAAACAAUUAACUAAUGAACAAUUACAACAUUUAACUUAUUGGACUGCAUGGGAUAAAUCCAUUAAUCAUUCAUUAUAUAAUAAUAGAACAUUACAUAAUCAUAUUUCAUCUAAUGAAAUGAUUCGUAAUAAUAUAGAGAAUGUGAUGAGUGAGAAUGAUGUUAAUAUGAUUAAUAAUGUUCAUUAUCAUCAAUAUGAAAAUAAUGAAAUCAUUAAUAAAAGAGAAAUAUCAUCAACUUCUGAAUGUCAACAACAACAACAACAACAGCAAAAAGAAUUUGUAAAUAAUCAAACUAUGGAAGAUCAUGAUUUACCAGAUAAAAAAACACCCCAAACUUCAUCAUCAUCAGAUUGGUAUAAAAUUAUGAAAAAUAUAUGUUUAUGGUUCUGCGGUUGUGCUGAUCAUCCAUGUUCUAAUAUAGAACGUAAUCAUUGUUGUUGUUUAAAAUUAUGUCAUAAUUUCACAACUCAUAUACAUCCAAAUCAUAAGAAAAUUUAUGUCAUCACAUCAAGUGAUGUUAAUAUAGCUGAUAAUGAGAAGAAAUUUGGCAACUUAGUAUUGGAAGAUGAUAAUAAUUUCGAUUCAGAAGAACAUUAUGCAAAGAUUACUUCAUUAAAACAAGAUCCAAAUGUAAAAUUAGGUUUGUAUAUUGGUUUAUUAUUCAUUAUUAUUUUAUCUAUAUUUGGUUUUAUAUUUUUUUCUAUUUAUUUUGGUUCUAUAUCAGUUGGUCCAUUACCUAUUUCUAUUGAUAAGAUGAUGAUAAAUGAUACAAUAAAAAAUGCUAUAAAAUCAUUAGAAACUCAUGGAUUAAUUACAAUACAAUGAAGAGAUCUUCUUAUGUUUUCAUUCUUUUAUGAGUACGAAUACUAUUGAAUAGUAUAGUUUAUUAAUAAAAUGUUCGCAGCAAAUUUGAAAUUGAUUAUAGAAAUGUUGUAUCCUUUCUUUUUGCCAUAUUAUACAUAUAUAUAUACAUAUACAU
Molecule: messenger RNA, 3341 nt
Organism: Schistosoma curassoni
Lineage: Eukaryota; Metazoa; Platyhelminthes; Trematoda; Strigeidida; Schistosomatidae
Source: the annotation of a GenBank genome assembly